Messenger RNA from Anopheles darlingi, 1727 nucleotides. Its product is annotated as probable cytochrome P450 9f2. Lineage: Eukaryota; Metazoa; Arthropoda; Insecta; Diptera; Culicidae. The record is from RefSeq and is a predicted model, not a curated record. The coding region runs from base 28 to 1662 and encodes 544 amino acids. Gene Ontology annotation, molecular function: oxidoreductase activity, acting on paired donors, with incorporation or reduction of molecular oxygen; heme binding; iron ion binding. The transcript is spliced from 2 exons.
AACGACACCCGCGACCGCAACAUCAUCAUGGUGGUGCUCGAUCCAGUAACGCUGACGGCGAUUGCCCUCGUACUCGCCCUGGGCUACUAUUACGUACGCCGUAAGCAUGCGUACUUCGACGACAAACCGUAUCCGCACCUGAAGCCCACGUUUCUGUUGGGCAGUUCGGGUCCGAUGAUCUUCCGUACGGCCGAUAUGAUGCAGCAAAUUCAGACGAUGUACAACUGCUUUCCGGGUUCCAAAGUGGUUGGUUCGUUCGACUUGCUGACGCCGAACAUUACGGUCCGUGAUCCGGAAUGUCUGAAGCAGAUGCUGGUUAAGGACUUUGAUCACUUCUCCGACCAUACCCCGUUCCUGAAGGAUGACAAGGAUUAUACGAACAGCGAGAACCUCUUCCUUAAUUCGCUGUUCAUGCUGCGCGGUCAGAAGUGGCGCGAUAUGCGCGCCACCCUUAGCCCGGCCUUUACCGGCAGCAAAAUGAGGCAAAUGUUUGAGCUCGUAUCGGAGUGUGGUCAGGGUAUGGUGGAGCACUUUCUGCGGGAAACGCGCGUCGAAGGUGCGAAGGGUGAGUACGAGAUGAAGGACGUCUUUUCGCGCUUCGCCAACGAUGUCAUCGCGACGGUUGCGUUCGGUAUUCGCGUCAACUCGCUGACCGAUCGGGAGAACCCGUUCUACGUCAGCGGCAAGAAGCUGCUGGACUUUAGCAGCUUGGCUGGGAGUCUCAAGUUUAUGUUCUUUAUGAUCGCGCCAAAGCUGGCGACCAAGCUCGGUGUCGAGAUGCUGGAUGUUAAGCUGAGCCGCUACUUCCACGAGAUGAUCCUGGAUAAUAUGCGGACACGGACGGAGAAGGGUAUCGUGCGGAAUGAUAUGAUCAACAUACUGAUGCAGGUGAAGAAGGGCAGUUUGAAGCAUCAGACGGGCGAGGAGGAGGACACGGUCCAGACAAAGGAUGCCGGUUUUGCGACGGUGCAGGAAUCGAGCGUUGGUAAGAGUGUGAUAACGCGCGAAUGGAGCGACCGGGAGUUGGUGGCUCAGUGUUUCCUGUUCUUCCUUGCCGGUUUCGAUACCGUCUCCACGGCUCUUGGCUUUAUGAUGUAUGAGCUGACAGUGAAUCCGGAGGUACAGGAGCGCCUCUAUCAGGAGGUGGUUGAAGUGGACGAACAGCUGGCCGGUAAACCGCUGACUUACGAUGCCGUCCAGGGUAUGCGGUACAUGGAUAUGGUGGUAUCGGAAUCGCUUCGCAAAUGGCCACCGGCACCGAUUGUUGAGCGGUACUGUACCCGUGACUACAAGUUCGACGAUGGCAAGGGUUUGCGCUUUACGGUGGAGCAAGGACGGACCGUCUUCGUACCGGUGGCUGGCCUACACCAUGACCCCCAGUACUAUCCCAAUCCGGGCACGUUCGAUCCGGAACGGUUCAGCGAAGAGAACAAGGACAAAAUCAAUCCAACUACCUAUUUACCGUUCGGGAUUGGACCGCGGAACUGCAUCGGAUCACGGUUUGCGCUGAUGGAGGUCAAAUCGAUCAUCUACUACAUGCUGAAGAGCUUCACGUUCGAGCGCUGCGAACGCACGCAGGUACCGCUGAAGCUGAAGAGCAAUCCAGCGGCCAUUAUCACCGAGAAGGGCGUCUGGAUUCGGUUUAAUCCGAGGGUCAAGUAAGGAACUGGUUGGCGAGUUAUACUAUGUACCGAAAAAGUUGAAAUAAAACAAUGAAAUCACAAACA